Talpa occidentalis (Iberian mole) is the source of this 9225-nucleotide messenger RNA. RefSeq names its product protein prenyltransferase alpha subunit repeat containing 1 (gene PTAR1). The coding region runs from base 31 to 1320 and encodes 429 amino acids. The transcript is spliced from 7 exons. Gene Ontology annotation, biological process: protein prenylation. Gene Ontology annotation, molecular function: protein prenyltransferase activity. The record is from RefSeq and is a predicted model, not a curated record. NCBI's taxonomy places the organism in Eukaryota, Metazoa, Chordata, Mammalia, Eulipotyphla, Talpidae. Gene Ontology annotation, cellular component: cytoplasm.
CGCGCCCGAGCCGCCGCGGCCGCCGCCAACAUGGCCGAGACGAGCGAGGAGGUGGCGGUGCUGGUGCAGCGGGUGGUGAAGGACAUCACCAACGCCUUCAGGAGGAAUCCGCAUAUAGAUGAAAUUGGCCUGAUCCCAUGUCCUGAAGCUAGAUAUAACCGGAGUCCCAUAGUCCUGGUUGAAAACAAACUUGGUGUGGAGAGCUGGUGUGUCAAGUUCCUUUUACCUUAUGUCCACAACAAGCUCCUUUUGUACAGAACGAGAAAGCAAUGGCUGAACAAAGAGGAAUUAAUAGAUGUCACAUGCACCCUGCUGCUUCUCAACCCAGACUUUACCACUGCAUGGAAUGUGAGAAAAGAGCUGAUCCUCUCUGGCACUUUAAAUCCAAUUAAGGACUUAUAUCUGGGAAAACUGGCCUUAACUAAGUUUCCAAAGAGUCCAGAAACAUGGAUUCACAGGCGAUGGGUGCUACAACAACUAAUUCAGGAAACCUCCUUACCUUCCUUUGUGACCAAAGGAAAUUUGGGAACAAUUCCUGCAGAAAGGACACAGCGACUAAUAAGAGAAGAGAUGGAGGUCUGUGGUGAAGCAGCUGGGAGAUACCCAAGCAAUUAUAAUGCUUGGUCCCAUCGCAUCUGGGUAUUGCAGCACCUUGCCAAGCUAGAUGUGAAGAUUCUUCUUGAUGAAUUAUCUUCUACUAAACACUGGGCAUCUAUGCACGUUUCAGACCACAGUGGAUUUCACUACCGUCAGUUUUUGUUAAAGUCUUUGAUUAGCCAAACUGUGAUAGAUGGUUCUGUAUUGGAGCAAAACCUUUUGAGAAGUGAGCCAGUGCUAGUUCUUCCUAAAGAUGAAGCAGCAGCAGCUUCAACAGAAGAACCAAGGAUAAAUCUUCCCCAUCUUCUAGAAGAAGAAGUUGAAUUCACAACUGAUCUUAUUGAUUCCUAUCCAGGACAUGAAACCCUUUGGUGUCAUAGGCGACAUAUUUUCUACCUUCAGCAUCACUUGAAUGGUAGAUUUUCUCACAGUGUGACCCAGUUGUCACCUGCAGACAGCUCUGGGGGGACCUUGAGUGACUUGCACCUCAUCACAGAGGGCCCUCACACUUCUCAGGCAAUGGAAGUGGAUGGACUAAGUGACUCUAGCAAGCAGGGCUAUUCCCAGGAAACCAAACGCCUGAAGCGGACCCCAGCUCCAGACUCCCUAGGCCUGGAAAUGGAGCACAGGUUCAUCGAUCAAGUAUUGUCCACCUGCCGGAACGUAGAGCAAGCCAGGUUUGCCAAUGCAUACAGGAAAUGGCUUGUUACACUGAGUCAGUGAAAGAGGUGGAUUAGUCUUGUAAGGUUCCUCUUUUAGUGCAAUAUUGCUUUCUUUCUUAUUUACAUAGUUGCAUGAACUGUUUGCUAUUAUUGGCUAACUAUAUAUGUUUUUCAUCUUUAGGUUAAAAGUCCAUGGUAAAUCUUUCAUUUUAUUUAUUUUGUUUAGAACUGGCAUUCCUUUGGGGAUAAAAUAAUUGUGUCAUUUCUUCCUGCUGAACAGUGAGUCUUAAUGUUUUUAAUUUUAACCUCUCAUCCUUUAUAUUUUCAUAUAUGAGACUUCUCAUUUGGUUCUUCUAACUGGUUCACAUGCACUUCCACCACUGCAAUUGCUGCAUAGGCUCAUUUCUUAAAAUUAAAAUUUUACAUUGUAGUUCAGCUUAAGAACAAUACAAAUGUAAAAUUACUUGAUCUGAUUGUUGUUUUGAGGCUCAAAUGGCAAUAUGGAUGGAUAAUGUGAAAAUGCAAACCAUUUCUUUUUCUCUAGCAUGUUCUACUCAAGUUAUAGACCAACAUAACCAAAGUCAGAAGUAUUGGAAUUUUUAUGAAUAACAUGGUUCCAAUUUAACCCAUUUUUAAAAUAGUUACUUUUUAACUAAUUUUAAGAGUUUAUGUAAUAGCAGUGCUGGAAAUUUAUUUUUAUUACUAGUUUUGAUAGUUUUUACCUCAAAUUUGGUAUAUGCCAGAGACAAAGUCAGUCCUUGUAAAAAUACAAAAAAAAAUUUAAAACCUGAAAUGCGAUUUUUAAUUAUUACUACUUAUUUUCCUUCCAAAUUCACCAUGAAAAGUGGGAGAAAUAUGCGUAGAAAUAUAUACAUGAAAGUUUUCAUUCUAAAAAAUUUAAGUUAUCGAGUCAAAAAUGUUAUGAAGUGAUUAUUAAAGUUUACUGGCAAAAGCCAGGGAAAGAAUAGUUUUGAAGGGUCACUCUUCAUAUUUAGAAAUAAAGCAAUUUAAAAAAUUUUAGCACUAAACUUAUCAGGGAUGCCGUACCAAAGUAUCCACCUUAUAGCUGUAUCUUUUCAGUAACAAAUGCAGGGGUUUUUUUGGAUGGUGGGCAGGGGUGGGGAAAGAGCCAGAUAAGUCUGCUUUCUCAAUAUAUUUCCUUCUUUGUGAAUGAUUUGUUUCUUUUCCCACAUACCAUUCCCUUUAUUUUACCAAUCAUUCCAUAUUUUUGUCACUUUCACUUUUGCAUAUUUUUUCCUGACUUAUUUUCAGGAAGGUGUAGUGAAGACAUUCUCCCUAUUUCCAGUGACUUUCAUACCCCAUUAAACACACACACACAAAAUGUAACUGUGAACUGCUCCUCUGUAAUUUCCGCUAAUGAUGGAAGCUGUUGUCAGAGAUGUGUGUGAAUUGUGAGUAAUAGUGACAGAAAUAAGUAUGACCACAAUGCAUUGCUCUUUCUCCUUUCUAUUUGCGAAGUCACAUGUGUGGUGAGGAGACAGAUGUGAGGAAAGGCAGGCCUCUCCUCACUUUUAUGGAACCCUGAACUUGAGUUAGGUACAUUACCUUAAGUGAAAAGAACAGGCCCUUAACUUGUAUGUCAUGAUUUUGUUGAACUGCCCAGUGAGACAUAAAAAUACCAGAAUAUUUGUCAAGUUUGUUCCCUGUAGACUUAACUGUUCUUCUCUUUGGGGGUAAAAUAAAAUUACUUUUUUAUACUUUUAUACUAUUUAGGUAAGAAAAUAAUUACCAUUAUGAACAUAAUUCCAUGACUCUUUAUGUACAACACAUCUUUUAAAUCAAAUACCUCAAGGUCUAUCUCUAGACCUCUGUGGAUAAAACCAUUAUAGUUUGAUUUUCAGCACCUGCAGAAGUUGGGGUGCAGGGGUCUGAGGUAUAAGGUGGGGUAUGUGUAACUACAUAGAGAUGACAUGGAAGAUUCUGCCCAUUCUGCUAAUACAUGUUGCCAAAUUCUGGCUUCAAUCAGUAUUACCUUUUUUCCCAAGCAUAGUUUUAAAUAUCCCAAAUAAUAUGGUGUCUUAUACUUCGAGGUGAGAAUAUCAGGACAUGACUAUAGACAAUACCCUGUGAAAUGCAGCUAAAUUUUAUAGUACUCUCAACCUUUUUAUACCUUCCACAGGAUAUCUUGCCCAUCUUUGAAGUUAACUCUCUUCAUGUGCUUUAAGGCUCUUAGCCCACCCCUUUAUGAAGCCAUGCGGUCCUUUAAUAUAUCUUGGUCACUUGUCUUCCUAAUAAGUUACAGAUUUAUUACAGGGAGUGGAAAUACAAAUAUCCAAAAGAUAAUGUUUGUUAUAUGACUUUGUGUGCUACUUUAUUUCUGAAAUUUGCAUCUUUCAAGUGUACAUUCAAAGAAAAGCCUGUUGUCACGUAUUUUCCUAAAGAGAUUGACAUCUAAACUAACUAGCUAUAACAUCAAGAUACUCUCUCUUUGACUGAAUGAGCUCAUGCAGUUGGAAAGAAUAAGUCUAUUUUCAGGGACUUGUUAGUCUGCAGUUACCUUUCUAUAAAUACAUUGUUGUAAAAGGAAAAGGUAGUUUAGAUUGAAACAUUUCAUCAGACUUUCACUGGAAGGAUAAAAGGCUGUCCUACCAUCCUGUGGAUCAAGAAUACUACUGACAAGCAAUUAAGAUCUGUAAAUAUCUCCACCCCACUGUACCUUCUUUUUUUUUAAAGUAUACCUAUUUUGAUAAUGUGGUGUUCUCAGAUUCUUCUCUGAGCCUUGCAUAUUGUGAGGACUCAUAUUUAUUAAAUUAAUGAAUGAUUAACUGAAAAAUGGAAAAAUUGAUCAUGAGUGAUGGAUAGAAUGAGUUAUGAUUGAGGAAUGAAUUCAUUAGAACAAUGGAUUGUGAAUGAAUGAUGUAUUCUAGUUUCAUGAUACUUCAGGGGAGGUAUUAGAUAAUAGAAUAAGUUAAUUUAGAUAUUUUUCUUCCUUUCACUAUUAUGUUUAAAAUCUGUUAAAUUCCAGCCAAUAAAUGCAGCUCUAUAAUUAUCAGUGAACCGUACUCUAAUCUAUAUUAAAAAUUCAUAGAAUUAGUGAAGUUCAUCUGCAUUAAGAACACUACUUUCCGUUCAUGUGUGGUAUUGCAGGACAUACCUUACCAACGGAGUUAGAGCCAUGUUUGGGCACCUGAAAAAUGCUUUGAUUUCAAAGACUUGUUGAUCUGUGCCUGAGCAUGGAUAGUCUGUUUAUGCUUCUUUUUCCCUCCUCAGCCUGAACCAUGGGCCUUUUAGGUAUUUCUUAAACUUAUGAAAGUCAUAUUUUAAACCUAAGGAUUUGACACCUAUUCAUGUCCCCUUGUUCUUUUCUAGGUUUUAGCAUUUAAUAUCCCUUUGGAAACUCUAGGCUCAGACCUGUGGUCAUAUUUCUUAUUUGGCCAUAUUCUUAUUUGGUCAUAUUUCUUAUUCCUAUGGUGCAGUUUUAAUUUAAGACUCUGUUAUUUGUAGGAGUAAAUGUAUUCAGGUUGUCACUAAAAGCCACUUAAAUCUUCAGAUGAGAGCUUAUGUGACACAAGGUGUAGGAACAAAAGUUCUUGGAUUUUUAUGUGGUGGUAGACUUUGUCAUUCAGAUAUAUUCAGGUCAUGUCAGUUCAUACUUGUUGAGACACCGGUAGGUAUAUGUGUGUGUGUGCAAAGAGAACUUUUAAUAUAUAUUGAUGAGAGCAAAUUGUCAGUCUUGUAAUUUUCUCUUACAUAGCACAAGAUUAUAUCUGACACAGGAGCUAAAUAACAUUCAGGAGUGUAACUGCCACUUACUGUACAACAGUUUAAUCUUUAUCCUAGCUCCCUUGAAAAGGAUGAUAUUAGAGAUUUAGUUAUAAAAGAAGGUAACAUAUAAUCUUUUUUCUUAUGGCAAAAAACUUUUGUAAGCUUAUAGUUAUUUUUGUUACUAGAAAAUUAUAUUUUAAAACUUUCAGGUAUGCUAGAAGUUAUGAACAGCAUUAUAACAUUGAACCUUUUGCUUUGGAAUACCUUUCUCAAAUACAGAGCUUUGCAAAUCCUUGUACUUUACAUGCUGCUGCCUCCCCAUGCCGGGGUAUACUCUGUAAUGUGCUCCUGUUUAAUGAAGACAUGUGGAGGUACAGGAAAGUUUAGACAACGUCAGUGUCAUAAAAGCAGUAAGAAUUCUACUUACCAUCACACAGUGUCUUUCAAAAAAAUAAUUAUACUGUGUUAAUUUGAGUGCCUUUCUUAGAUUUUUAGAGAGCAAGAUUAGAUUUAAGUCUAAUAUUUAGGUAGAAAGCAGAGACUGGCAUCAAACGGUUCAUCGUGACUCAUUUUUUUUUAAGAUUUAUUUAUGCAUACAAGAACUGGGGUACAGGCCAGAGGUGCGGGGGAGGGGGGCAGAACAGGCAGGUUGACUGAAAUACACUGCUGAGGGGAACAGUGGGGGAGCCAGGAUGGAACCCAUGACUCAGUGGCUGUUGACAGCUUGAUAGUGCUGAGACUUAAGCCCUGAGCCACCAAGGAGGCCCCUCAUUUUAUUUGUUACAUUUACUAGGCAUGGUCCCAUGGAAUAUUUUAUCUUUUAGUAAAAUACUGAACAGCAGGAUAUUUUGAUUUGCAUUUCAUUGAUUAGCAUUUUAAGUCCCCUGACAAGAAUGUAUUCUUUCUCUGUGACAAUUUUUUGAGAUUUGCAGCAUCACAUGUAAGUAAUUAAAGAUCAGCCAGAAACCUGUAAUAGCCUGUAUUCAAAGAGAAACACUGGCACAGUGCCCUGAAAGACAAGCCAGAUUGUUGACCUCAAUGAGUCCUUUGCCUCAAUUUAAGAAUUCCCUCCCAAAUUCAGAUCUACAUACAAUAAUUGCAAACAGAGAAAGGUGGGACUAUUAUCCUUUUAAAUAUUAGAGGAAAAGAAGGAAAUACUGAGAUGAAAUUUAAACUGGCAUUUUAGGUUUUGGGGUCUAGACAAGGAGAGAUAGGAAUUCCAUAUUUCAAGAUAGCAUAUAAUUUUUAAUUGUAACUUAAUAAAAAUAUAUAGUUAAAGAUUCCAAAGUGCUUUUCAGAAAACUGUUGAAUAAUAUAUUCCUAAAUGGCAGCAAUAUGUUAUGUUCAUUGUAUAGACCGAAAGCCAUUGUGUUAGUUGUGGAUCUGGGAUGGCAGGAAACUUCAGGUUCCCAACUUUGAAUUGUGUAUUCUCACUAGGCCAUGUUAACACUGUAAAACCAAACUCCAUGCUAAAAAGUUAAAAAGUAGUAGCUUAGUUGGCUGAUGAAACCUUGUGCUUCCAAGAAUAUUAGCUGGAUAUAGUUUGUGCUUUCUGGACAAAUAUAUGGUCCACAAAGCUAACCCUGUCAUUUCUUUCACUAGUCUAUUAUUCCUCAGGGUGUAGAAGAUUUAGUAAAUUUAGAACAAAAUUUUAUAUUCAGUGGCAAAAAAUGAAAAGGCCAAAUAAUGCUAAAUAUAUUACUAGCUCUUAAAAUUUUAGUAUAGAUAGUAUUUUUAUAAACCACUCCCUGUGUAGUAGCUUAUAGAUGCCCCACGACUGCCUCAUCUCACUGCUUCAACCCCUGUGGCUCUAGAUGAAUGUUCUUUUACAUAUUAUCUGCUAUGGGAACAAUUUUGGUAUUUUCCAUAUUUGUCAGGGGGGGUGUUUUAAUUGACCACUCUUAAAUUUUGGAGUUCCUCUUGAGAAAAAUGAUUACUGUUGGUUUUCAAAUUGACAACUACUUCUUAAAACAUCAGUUACCCUGAAAGAGUAUUUUAUAUACAGGUCCCAUACAUGUUCAGUACAUACAUGAUACUUGCACCUUGUGGGAAUUCAACAGGUCAGAAUUGUUAAAGGCCAGAAACUUAAAAGUAGUUUAUCUCAUUCUUACCCCAUUUUUCACAUUCUUAGCUUCGGGAGAAAUGUAGAAGUGUGCAUAAAAUAUAUGAUCAGGUUGAAAUGUACAAGGAAAGAUAACUAUACAACAUUGUAAAUGAAUUUUAUACAUUUUUAAGGCAGAUAUAUGUAUAUGUAAACACAUAUAUGUGUGUAUAUACAGUCAAAUGAGGUUAGUUCUUGAACUAAUAUAGUGGUUUUACAAAGAAUUUCAUCCAAAGAAUUUUUAUUUCAUAUUUGUUUAAAAGUGCUCCUAUGUAAGGUAGCUUUCUUUAUUAGACCAACCCUCUCAACAAAGUUGGAAAGCUAAGUGCCCAUUUUUCCUGAAUUAAUCAGAUACUUGUCUAAAUUGUUUAUCUUAAGUCUUAGGUUGCUUAUGAACCAUGACAUUCUGACUUUUCUUCCAUACCUUUAGGAAAUCAGCCUUAAUUGUAUGUAUGGCAAUCACUUUCCUCAAAGUACUAUGCAGCACUUUGUUUAUAUGUUUAUUUUUCUUUGUAAAGUGAUUGAUUUUUUUAAUGUCGGGGAUGAACAAUUUCACAUGUCCAGAUGUUGAUUUAUACAGCAAUCUGUUAGAAAUGCUCAUAUAUUAUAAUCUUUCACAAUUGUCAUCUUGCAUUUGGAGCAGUUACUUUUUUCUUACUGGUUAAAGAAUGAGUUUAGAUUAAGCGCAGUCAUAGUGGGUGCUUAAUAAAUAGUUAUUGGUCUAAUAUCAGACAGCCCUUUCAAAAGACUGUUGUCAUCUUUUCACUGAGGAGAAUAUUUCAGAGUAAUAUAUGUUUGAAUGAGAAUUUGUAUUAUUUGACAUGAAUUAUUAGGUUGGAAUUUGCUAAUUCCAUAAUAAAAAUGUUGAUGUAGAACAUAGCCUAAAGAUAGGAGUAUGAAAAGUUUAAGUAGUAUCUGUUUGUGCUAGGCACAUUAAUAAAUGUGAUUAAAUGUCUUAAUAGGCUGCUGAACUUUAGAGAAAACUAUUUUAGUCUUUUACAAUCAGUUACUGUGUUGGUAUAUUUGGUAUAAUCUGGUUUAGAUUCUAUUUCUCCCUAAAUCUUGGUUGCUUUCCAGUGUCUUGAAAGUGGUAAUGGUACAAUAGGAAAUUAUAUUUAAAUAAGUUAUUUUCUGAGAACAUCUUUGAAGUGAGGGAGAAAUUUUUAUGAAUGAUACAGUAGUUUUAGAAUCUGUUAAUUUGUGGCUUUUAGAGCAUUUUUGACAGUUUCCCUAAUGCAAACAUUUAAAUUGUUAACGCAUUCCAACUUCAGCCUUGAUGAAUAGUGUAUAGUACAAGUAUAACUAGGCACUGCCUCCUGACCAGGUCAGUACAUGCCUGCAGAGCUAGCUUGUGAUUAAGAUAACCACUGUCAGUGUUGUAUAUUGGUGUAUGUUGUUCCUGGGAGAAUAAUGGGAUGUAUACUAGAUUAACUUGUUUUUGAGUUGGACAAAAUAAAAUGUGAGGUAUUAUAUGUAUGCCAAAUAUUAAUCAAUUCUACAAAAACAAAAAAGGAGAAAGAAAAUGAUAAAAGGUAAAUUUUUUUUCUAGCACCUAAAAAAUUUUUUUUAAAUCCAAGUCUCUUGAACACUAAACAGUUGCUUACUUUAACAUCAAAGGACUUUAAUUAAAGGGAUAGUUCCCAGAUAAUAUAGUCUGCUCUUCGAAUUCUCCAUGUAUGUAAAUUUUACAUUGCUUAAAGAUUUUCCAAAAAUGGAGUAUUUAAAUAAGUUUCAGAGUUGUUUUAAUAUUUCCUUAUAGGUUAUGUUUAAAUGGACAAGUUACAUAUAUGAUCUUGGUGCAAGGUCAGAUCCUGGGCAUUAAAGAUAAGUUAGACUAACUUAUUUUACUGAAGAAACUACCUGUCUUCACUCUGACCUCACCAUUGUUUUUCUUAAACUACUUUCCCUCCAUGUAAGUCUGUGUUGAACUUCCUUUAUCUCUCACCAUAUACUAAUUGAUAUUUUUAAGGGUAAAUAUUUCGUGAGUUCUUUUUACACUUAACAAUGUAUACCUUGCAGAGGGAUAAAAAUUAAUUUUGCAAAAGGUAUAUACAGUGUGUGCUUAUGGUUUCCUGGGAGUUAGUAUUCCAGAGUGCCUAAUGUAUGACGCUAAAUUCUAAAGCUAAUAUAAUGACUAUA